Messenger RNA from Pseudoliparis swirei, 2492 nucleotides. It is a transcript of the gene cdadc1, whose product is annotated as cytidine and dCMP deaminase domain containing 1. The record is from RefSeq and is a predicted model, not a curated record. The transcript has 12 exons. The coding region runs from base 88 to 1665 and encodes 525 amino acids. Lineage: Eukaryota; Metazoa; Chordata; Actinopteri; Perciformes; Liparidae. Gene Ontology annotation, molecular function: hydrolase activity; zinc ion binding.
GAGAUGAUCUGGCUGUCAGCAGGAGUGGAUAUAGUUGUAUUGCAUUUCGGUUGCCACGGGAUAUUUUUCGCCCCCUGUCUGAUUUAAAUGGACGGAAGCGAGAUGAGUUACCGAGCCGAUGCGGGCCCAUCCGAACCGGGUCGCGACACCAGGGACGGGAGCACCCAGACUGACAGCAGGAUCCAAGGUUUUGGUCCCAGGCUAUCAAAGGUCAACCUGUUUACCUUGCUGAGUUUGUGGAUGGAGCUGUUCCCACAAGAGCAACGCGAAGAAGAAGAAGAAGAAGAAGAAGGAGACCGCCAUGAGAUCCGCAGGACGGGUCUGGUGGUGGCGCGGGACAGCAAGGUGGUGGGACUCCACUGUUCGGGACCCGAGCUCCACGCGGGACAGGCCGCCAUCAUCCUACAUGGCGCCUGCUUGGCUGACUGUCAGUUGUAUUUCUCGCGGAGACCCUGCGCCUCCUGCCUCAAGAUGAUCAUCAACGCUGGAGUCAGUCAGAUCUCCUUCUGGCCCGGAGACCCCGAGGUCAGCAUGCUGGGGCCCGCCUCCGCAAGCCACUCGAGCUCCCGCGGUCCGCCCGACGGCAUCACGGAGGAGGCCGCACUGGACGCCGUGGCAACGGAGAAGCUGAAGUCCAACAGCCGGCCUCACAUCUGCGUGCUGCUGCAGCCGCCGGCGCUCGGCCUGGCGCAGUUCGUGGACGAGACGUCGCGGGAGUGCGAUUUCCUGCAGAGAAUGUCCGAUGACGAACCGGGUCUGAACACCGAGGAACUCUUCGACGGAGAGCGGACGAGACGCCUGGAGGAUUUCUCCAGACGGCUCCUGGUCAGGACGUCCGAGCAGCACCGGGAGAUUUUGACCCACAUGGGUCUGGAGAACUUCUGUGUGGAGCCGAACUUCUCCAACCUGAGACACAACAUGAGGGAGCUGGUGGAGCUUCUGGCUGCGGUGGUCGCCGGCGUGCCGCAGCAACGCUACGGUUUCCACAGGGAGCAGGACUCGACCCCGGCGCCGUCGCUGCCUCCCCAUCACGAGGGGCUGUCCCAGGAUGUGGCUCGCCAUUGCAUCAUCCAAGCCAGGCUGCUGGCUUACAGAACAGAGGAUCCCAAAGUGGGCGUGGGUGCCGUCAUCUGGGCCAAAGCGCCGUCGGCCGCCAGUGACGGAACGGGGUCUCUGUCCCUGGUGGGUUGUGGGUACAACGCCUACCCGGCGGGCUCGCAUUACGCGGAAUACCCGCAGAUGGACAACAAGCAGGAGGACCGACAGAGACGCAAGUACAGAUACAUGGUCCACGCCGAGCAGAACGCCCUCACCUUCAGGACUCGAGACAUCAAACCGGAGGAGCCCGCCGUGCUGUUUGUGACCAAGUGUCCGUGCGACCAGUGCGUCCCUCUGAUCAGAGGAGCCGGCAUCACGCACAUCUACACCACCGACCGGGACCGGGACAAGGACAAGGGAGACAUCUCGUACCUGAGGUUCGGCAGCCUGAAGAGCAUCAACAGGUUCAUCUGGCAGAGGAGCCCUUCCCUUGUCUCGCCGUCCUCUCCUCCCCAUGCCAACGGUUGUGUCGGGAAGCGCAGCGGGCCGGCCGAGCAGGACAGCCACCGACGCAAGAAGCUGUGCGCCAACAGACCCCGCGACCCGCUGCAGGCGUCCCUUCCUUAAAGAUUUUUUUUUUUGUGUGGCCGCAUCAACGCAUCUAUGAACUGGGAGGAAUAUCAUCGAUCAUUUUAUUUAUUGGGAUGGGUUAAAUGACGCUGAUCGGCCUGUAUGUCGUGUCCCUCUGUUCAAUCCGUCAUGUUUUACACGGGGGUAGUCCACGUUUAAUCGACGUGGACUACCAGCAGCACGGUGGCUCAGUGGUUAGCACUGUCUCCUCACAGCAAGAAGGCCCUGGGUUCGAAUCCCGGUCGUUCCAGGUCCUUUCUGUGUGGAGUUUGCAUGUUCUCGUGUUCUCAUGUUCUCCUCGUGUCUGCGUGGGUUUACUCCGGGUACUCCGGUUUCCCCCACCAUCAUAAAGACAUGCACCGCAGCCUCACCCCGGUUCGUAUGGAUGUGAAUGAAUGUUGGUGGUGGGGGAGGGGCCGUAGGUGCUGAUUGGCUGCCACGCUUCCUCAGUCUGCCCCAGGGCAGCUGUGGCUACUGAUGUAGCUUACCACCACCUGGAUGACUGAGUGUAUGACUACUGGACUCUGGACUCUGUAAAGCGACUUCGUGUGACUUGAGAAGCGCUAUAUAAAAUAAAUUAUUAUUAUUAUUAUUAUUACCAGAGGCUGCUUUAAAUAGGAAGUUACUGCGAACCCAUAAGACACACUGACCUCAAGAGGAAACCAUUAAGACGGUUCGGACGGAUGAAAGGAGCAAGAGCGGGAGACAGAAACACCACAACAAAAAUGUGACAUUUCAAAAAGUGAUAUAAACUGAAAUGUGGACGUGUCAUUUUAUUUUUUUCAUGCGAUGAAUAGUUGAUAUAAAUGGUGGAUUGAAGGUCA